Carassius gibelio (silver crucian carp) is the source of this 4265-nucleotide messenger RNA. RefSeq names its product bromodomain-containing protein 8. Bases 76 to 2652 code for a protein of 858 amino acids. The record is from RefSeq and is a predicted model, not a curated record. Gene Ontology annotation, cellular component: NuA4 histone acetyltransferase complex. NCBI's taxonomy places the organism in Eukaryota, Metazoa, Chordata, Actinopteri, Cypriniformes, Cyprinidae. The transcript has 18 exons. Gene Ontology annotation, molecular function: protein binding.
UAGUGUUCAUGCGGGUGUUACACUAUAAUAGUUCCGGCGGAAGUGAGUAGAACCAUCCUGCUACAUACACUCAAAAUGUCAACCGGGGUGGGAAAACACAAGAUGCUGUCUGUGGGUCCGACUGAGCCCUGGUCGGUUCGGGAGAAGCUCUGUCUGGCCUCCUCCGUGAUGAGAAGCGGCGAUCAGAACUGGGUGUCUGUAAGCCGAGCCAUCAAGCCCUUCUCAGAGCCUGGACGACCCCCGGACUGGUUCUCCCAGAAGCAUUGUGCCUCCCAAUAUUCAGAGCUGCUGGAAACCACAGAGGCCCCAAAACGUAAACGGGGUGAGAAAGGGGAGGUGGUCGAGACCAUUGAGGAUGUGAUCGUGCGUAGAUUGACAGCAGAGAGGAUCGAGGAGCUCAAGAGGCUGAUCAAAGACACACAGGAGAAAUACAGGAAACUGAAGAGAGAGGUGGAUUUGAUUCAGGCAGGCCAUCUGGACCCUACACUGGAAGAGCUGUGGGCAGAUAUAGAGCUAAAGAGGAGGCAGGACGAAGAGCAGGCAGAGCAGAAGAAGAGGGCGACUGAGGCAGCAUAUCAGGUUCGUCAGGCAGCUAAAAAUACACCCAAGAGAGUUCCCAGCGUGACCGUACGUUCUCCACCCAGUGCUAGUUUUCCCAGCCUGGACGUCUUGCAACCAGAAACACUGCAGCCAAUGACAGAUGAAUCCUGUGCCAGUCCCGUGGCUCAAGGACUGACCGUCUUCAUGGCUAUGUCAGAGGUCACGGGUCCAGGGCCUAAAGAGUCAGGUCUGGCCCCUAUGGUAGAUGACUCCCCGCAGAAGAAGCACCUCGUUUCAAAAGCCACACCACCUCCCUCCCCGCUGCUGUCUGAACUGCUGAAGAAGGGCAGUCUCAUCGCUGCCAGCUCUAGACUUGUGGUUGAAGGUGAUGUGGCCACAUGUUUGAGUAAUGGAUCACACGGAGUGGAGCUUCACACUGCUGCAACCGCUCUGCCUGCUAAUCAAGACAUUACAGCUGAUGCUCCUACGUUAUCUCGUCUGUUGGAAAGCGCCACCCCAGCGCAGCCACCUGUCAUUGCUGAUCCCCCUAAGCCCCCCACAGUGGUCCUCCCAGCCCCGGACCACCUCUCUGUGCCCAAAACAGGAGCUGCAGCCGUUGCUGAAGGUUCUGGUGCAGAAGCAGUAAUUGCAGGGUCAUCCACACCGGCUGAGGUGGAGGGGAAGGAGGCAGAGCUGGUGGAGGAGGACACAGUGAUGUCAGUGUCAUACAUGGCCCACGAACUGGACCUGGAGACAGUGGGAGACAUCAUUGCAAUCAUAGAGGAGAAGGUGGACGAUCCUGUGGAGGCUUUGGACGCAGCCGCAGUGGAGGCAGCUCUCUCUCUCUGUGAGGACCCAGCGGUCAAUGGCCACCCCCUCACCAGUCCUUGGGAGUCACAGACCUUUAAGGCAGCCGAACCAGAGCCCAUCGUCCAGCAGAGUCCUGCCCCAGCGGUCACACAGAGCAGCCCUGAGCCUGCGGGUGUGCAAGGAGAAAUGGAGGUUCUGGUAGAGAAGGCUACAGAAACCGAAGCAGUUGAUGAAGUGACAGGGGACACUGUGGCACCUGCCGCCCCUGACACAGAGCAGAGCCAGGACUCUGAGGUUAAGACUGAGGGUGAGAGGGAAGGAGACGGAGAAGGAGGGAAGGAGGAAGCGCAGCAGGAGAACAGAACCCUGAGUCCAGUCGUGAAGUGUGAGGGGGAGGACUGGGUUCAGCCAGACACCAUGACGCCCUGUCUGGACUCAGAAGAUAGCUCAGCCUCGGCGAAAGACACAAAGGAGGUGAAGGAAGAGGAUGGAGGCAGUGAGGUGGAUGUGGAUGAAGGGAUGGAGAUGAAAGAGUGUGGCGAUGGGGACGGAGAGGGGCCGUAUCUCUCAGAGGUUGAUCCUCCUGCCAGUGAGAGUGAGGAUGGAUACGGCAGUCACUCUCAGCACUACACUACAGCGGACUCCAUCGCCAGCAGCCCUGCCUCAUCUCAGUUCUCCAUGUGCAGUGAAGAUCAAGAGGCCUUGCAGGCUCAGAAGAUCUGGAAGAAAGCCAUCAUGCUGGUGUGGCGGGCAGCAGCCAAUCACAGACCGAUGGACCUAUCAGCCAUCAAGAAGAACAUUGAGUCUGGGCAGAUCCGCACAACGGCGGAGUUCCAGCGUGACAUCAUGCUGAUGUUCCAGAACGCGGUGAUGUACAACAGCUCAGAUCAUGACGUCUACCACAUGGCCCUAGAGAUGCAGAGGGACGUUCUGGAACAGAUCCAGCAGUUCUUGGCCACUCAGCUGAUCAUGCAAACAUCAGAAUCAGGCAUCGGCACCAAGAGCCUACGCGGAAGGGAGGCCAACCGCAAACAAGACCCUAAUGAAAAGACCCUGAGUCCUGCACACAAAGACCCUCAUUUAGAGCCAGAACCACCAGCCAGAAGGAAAAGGAACAACUCCAAACAAGACACUAAUGAGAAGGUUUCCACAUGGCACCAUAUUUGUGUCCUAGUUGUCCUGGAAAUGAUUGUAUCAUUGAGUAAUCUAACGUUUUCUGAAAUAUGGGAGAAUAUCUGUUUAUCUAUGUCUGCUUAUACACACAAUACUGUUCAAAAGUUUAGGGGCAGUAAGAGUUUUUAAAAUGUUAAAAUUGUUUAAUAUUGUGAAAUAGUGAUAAAAUUGUUUUGAAAAAAUGUUUUCUAUUUUAAUAUUAUUUAUAUUUUAAUAUGUCAUUUAUUCCUGCAAUGCAAUGCUGAUUUCCAGUCUUCAGUGUAACAUGAUCCUUCAGAAGUCAUUCUAAUAUGCUAAUUUGCUUCUCAAUAAAUAUAUAUAUUUUUAUUAUUAUCAAUGUUGAAAACACUUGCUUAAUAUUUUUCUGGAAAAUUUGAGGUUUCCGGAUUACUUGAUGAACAAAUUUCAAACAGCAUUGUUUUAAAUAGAAUUUUAAACUUUUGCAGCGUUAUUAAUCUUUUUUUGCUGAAUAAAAGUAUUCAUUAAAAUUCUUACUGACCCCAAAUUUUUUAACAGUAGUGUAUUAUUUUACUAUAAACAGAAUAUAAAUGUGAUUAUUGUAAGCAUGUAAAUAAUAUAUUUCUGUAUGUGGAGCAAGGGUUGGCUUAAACACCUACUUGAUGGUUUCUUUGGUUGAAUCCAUGUGCCGUUUUUAUUUUUAACACACACCAGACCAAAGUUAAACAAGUGUUUUUUUUUUGUUUGUUUUUUGCAUGGUUAUAGUCUCAGUGAUGCUUUCACACUGAGCUGUUUACAGUGUGAUUGAGGUCAUUUAAAUGACUAGACACUCAUUUCAUCAUCUAUUUGAGUUAUGUUGGAGUGCUGCAGUCAUCAUGCAAAUGGUUACAACACACUCCCUCACACAUGAACAUCUGAUGUCUUCAUCUGACUAACACACAUAUAUACACAUCACUGCCACUCAUCAACCCCUCAGAUCCUCUCUUUAGUAUCUGCAGGAUUAAGAUUAGGAUUCUCUUUACCAUUGUGCAUCCUCCUUUUCUUUCUCAGCUGUGUGUGUCUGUAUGUAGAGAAGCUUCUAGGGUGACCGUGAGAGAAAACGGAAACUUUAGAGUUCAGAUCCAUUCCACUGUAAAAGUUCAUGUUUUUGUUUUAAUGCACAACCAUCUGUGAAAAAAUUCCAGAGGAAAGCAAAUGUUUUGUGGACCUGAAGUCAUUAUAAGAUGUUUUUAAGAGGACUGGCGAUGUAAAAGGUUUGCCAGAAUAAAGAAAAGCGAGUCUGCUAAAUGUGUAUAUGAAAAUAAUUCAACUAUAUCAUGAGUAGGUUUGCUUUUAUAAACAAUUAGAAGAUGAUUUAAUCUCUUUUUUCUGAUUUUAUUGUCCGAACAAUAAAAUUAGCAUCUAUUUCUCCUAAAUAUUUUGGCAAUCAAUUUGCACAUGCAUGAUCUAUAUUUUCAUCUUAUCUCUUCAUAUUGUAAAGAGAAAGCAACGGAUAUCCCAUCCACUUUUGUCAUUUAAGGCUAUAUCAAAUCAUUACAUAGAAAUCAAAUGUGAAAGUGAAUGUUAGUCCAUCAAGAUAUCAAUUAUAUGGCUCAUAAAAUGUCUGGUCAUUCUAGUCUCUUUGCAUGUGUCUCUGAUGUUUUCCGUCUCAUGAUCAGGGGUUAAGAUUAGUAUACCAGCCGUUUGCUACCCUAACACCUGCUUUUGCUCUAUUGUACAUGUCUUCUAGAAUAGGUUUUAAAUAGUGAACUUUUUUUUCUCUCUGUCUCUCACUGUGCUGUUUG